AACUGGAGAUGGCUUUAUGUGCUCUGUGUUUUAAAGCGGAUUAAUAAGGACUUUUAAUUCGAUUGGGGAAAAUAGAAGAAAGCAGAAGUGAUAAAUGGAGGACCCUUUGUUGACUCAGAGUGAGCACAUCGUCGAUGACGUUACAAUCCAUGGCGAUUCUUCUUCAAAUGAAGAGCACAUCGUCGACGUUACAACCAAUGGCAAUCCUUCAUCAGCUGAUGAGAAAAGACCGCAUGAGGGUGUCCAAUGGAGUGAUAUAUUUACAUUUACCACUGUUUGUAUUUUGGUCGAGUUUGUUGUGGCUUUAGUCCAGAUUGUUGCCGCCAUUGUUGUUCUGACUCUGGCAAAAGAUGAACAACCUCCACAAAAAAUGUUUCCUACACUGAUCCUCAGUUAUACCGGUUGCUGUAUUGCCACACUCCCUAUUCUAGGUUUGCGUUUCUGGCAUUCUUACCGAAGUGUUAGCACAGAGACAAGAAUCUACGAGGUGGUGGACAUUUUGAAAAAGAUGCUUGAAUAUUUCUUCGUGGGUUGGGUUGUGGUGCUUUUAUGGCAUCUUAUCAACAACUCAUCAUCUAUAGAUAAUACUACGCAACAGUUCUGGUUAUGUAUGACUUUCCUUGCUAUCAGCUGCAUUCUACAUGUUCUUCGUAAUCUCCCCUGUGCGGGAGUUUGUUUUCUGUAUCCUAUGAUACUAUAUCUUUCCCAAUCGAUAGACUUCGUUGGUGACAUUACUGAUGAGAUAAAUUUGACUACGUCUAUAAUCCUAUUAUGCUUUGGAAUCUUUGCCUGCAUUAUCUGUGGUUGUUGUUCCAGAUGCUUAUGCAGAUAAAAAGAAGAAUGAUCAUGUCGCUUUCUUCUUUCUUUUGUUUAAAAUGUUGUAAUACUCUAUUUAUUUAUCAAAUAAAGCCAAGUGUCACGAUUGAAUCCU
This is a messenger RNA of Arabidopsis thaliana (thale cress), 931 nucleotides long. RefSeq lists its product as uncharacterized. Lineage: Eukaryota; Viridiplantae; Streptophyta; Magnoliopsida; Brassicales; Brassicaceae. The coding region runs from base 95 to 832 and encodes 245 amino acids. The record is from RefSeq and is marked reviewed. The transcript has 3 exons.